Molecule: messenger RNA, 1573 nt
Organism: Danaus plexippus (monarch butterfly)
Lineage: Eukaryota; Metazoa; Arthropoda; Insecta; Lepidoptera; Nymphalidae
Gene: CSN6
Product: COP9 signalosome complex subunit 6
Exons: 6
Coding region: 160-1188 (342 amino acids)
Biological process (GO): protein deneddylation
Cellular component (GO): COP9 signalosome
Molecular function (GO): metallopeptidase activity; protein binding
Source: RefSeq, a predicted model, not a curated record
CUAAAGAAAGGUAGGUACAGUUUUGUUACUGACUGCUGACUGCUGAGAUUUAAACUGUCAAUGUGUUAAAUAAAAACAAAACUCUAUUCUUCUCUAACCACUGAUACCAAGAGUUAAUAUAGGACAAAUAGUAAUUUAUAAGCAUUUACAUUUCAAGUUAUGUCGAGUGCUGACAGAAUCGAUUUUGAAAUGGAGGUAGAAGUUGAGAGUGCCUCGUCGGGGCCUCCGGUGGAUUUGCCUAAUCCAACCUCCCCGGCUCCUCCACCCUCGAGCAGUGCAAAGUGCGUCGUAGUAACAACAGCCACAUCUGGCUCAGUUACAGUGUCUCUUCAUCCUCUGGUCAUAAUGAAUGUUUCUGAACAUUGGACCCGUUUACGUGCUCAGGAGGGAUCACCCCAGACUGUUAUAGGAGCUCUAAUAGGCAAACAAAAAGGACGGAAUAUAGAAGUAAUGAAUUCGUUUGAACUUGUCUUCAGUGUUAUAGAUGGAGACAUUAUUAUAGAUAGAGAUUAUUACAAUUUAAAAGAAGAACAAUUUAAGCAAGUAUUCUCGGAUAUGGACUUCCUUGGAUGGUACACAACAGGCGAGGUACCCACUGAAAGGGAUAUUGCUGUUCAUCGUCAGAUCUGUGACAUCAAUGAAUGUCCAGUCAUGUUGAUGUUAAACCCGGCAGGGCGGAAGGGUGAUCAAUUACCAGUAGUUUUAUAUGAAUCGGUGAUAGAUGUUGUGAAUGGACAUGCUACUAUGCUCCUCGCACCACUCACAUACACUUUGGCUGCUGAGGAAGCUGAAAGGAUCGGAGUGGAUCAUGUAGCGAGGGUGUCAUCUGGUGAAGCGGCUCUAAAUAGUUUAGUUGCGGAACACCUAACAGCUCAACGGUCGGCCAUCAAGAUGUUGGUGUCCCGUGUGCGUGCUGUUCUGGCCACUGUACGUGCGGUCCGAGACGGAGCCCUGCCGCCGCGGCCCGCUCUGCUACGUGAGGCCCGCGCUCUCGCCAACAGAUUGCCGCUUCUUACUUCACAGCAGUUCCGAACACACUUUUAUAACCAAUGUAACGACGUGGCGCUUAUGACUUACUUGGGUACAAUCACUAAAGGCUGCAACGCUAUCAAUCAGCUGGUCAACAGAUUUAAUAUAUUGUACGACAGGCAAGGCAUGGGCCGACGUAUGCGGGGACUAUUCUUUUAGGGAGGACGAUAAUAUUAGAUAUUAGAUUAUUAAGAAUCCAUAGCAUAUAUGACAUUUAAAAAAAAUACUACACCUUUUUUGUCAAAAAUAAAUAAAUAAAUAAAAGCUUUAUCUAUAUAGUGAAUGAAGCAAUAAAUCAUAGUCUAUGGAUUUGUUUGUGGUAAAGCGAAAUCUGUGCUGCACAUGCAUAAUAUGUUGGCUCCGUAUUUUUUUCUAUCUGUGGUACAUGAAACAGAUAUCAAAUAUUAUAUCCAUACCCAAAAGAAUUGCAAAAUCUCAGCAAAUUGUUUUUGUGAAUUUUAUUCCACAUUGGUUAUUUAGUGUCAUUUGAAAAACACAUUUAUCGACUGAUUAACUUGAGUUUCAAUUAAAAUUUUGUAUAAGA